Schizosaccharomyces japonicus yFS275 is the source of this 1606-nucleotide messenger RNA. RefSeq names its product recombinase Rhp51. The coding region runs from base 194 to 1306 and encodes 370 amino acids. Lineage: Eukaryota; Fungi; Ascomycota; Schizosaccharomycetes; Schizosaccharomycetales; Schizosaccharomycetaceae. The transcript has a single exon. The record is from RefSeq and is a predicted model, not a curated record. Gene Ontology annotation, biological process: DNA metabolic process; protein homooligomerization; mitotic recombination-dependent replication fork processing. Gene Ontology annotation, cellular component: chromosome, centromeric region; mitochondrial matrix; condensed nuclear chromosome. Gene Ontology annotation, molecular function: DNA binding; ATP-dependent activity, acting on DNA; ATP binding.
GUGCUACGCGUCUGUAUCUGCAUUUAAGGUACACUUCCUCUCCCCACCACGUACAUGCACGUACUCAGCACAAAAAACAAGAAUUGCGCGUGAAUACUCGUUAACACCUUAAUAAAAGAACUUGUAGGCAUUUACUGAUACCCAAUACCCUUUCCUUGUAAUACUUUUGUUUCUAAUAAUUGUCGGAUAAAGAAUGACUGAAGUGAACGCGGUCUCCGUGGAUCAAUUGACCACGGACAUGGCUCCUAACGAGGUUUAUGAGCAUCCAGUGGAGAAUCAGCAACAACAGCAAGAGCUGCAGGUUGAAGAGGAGGAAGAAGAGGGCGUCGCAGGACCGAUGCCGCUACAGCUUCUCGUUGGAAACGGAAUUACUACGGGUGACUUGAAGAAAGUUCAUGAAGCAGGAUACUACACUGUUGAAUCGAUUGCGUACACGCCGAAACGUCAACUGUUGAAUAUUAAAGGUAUCUCGGAAGCAAAAGCCGAUAAGCUGUUGUCUGAAGCGAGCAAGUUGGUGCCCAUGGGAUUUACAACAGCUACGGAGUAUCACAUUCGUCGUAGUGAACUGAUCACCAUUACAACGGGUUCCAAACAACUUGAUACACUGCUACAGGGCGGUGUAGAAACAGGUAGUAUCACUGAACUGUUCGGUGAAUUCCGUACCGGUAAAAGUCAAAUCUGUCACACUCUGGCCGUUACUUGCCAGCUUCCCAUUGACAUGGGUGGCGGUGAGGGCAAGUGUCUGUACAUUGACACAGAAGGAACGUUUCGUCCUGUUCGUCUGCUCGCUGUUGCCGAGCGUUAUGGCUUGAACGGCGAAGAAGUGUUGGACAACGUUGCGUAUGCUCGUGCAUACAACGCCGAUCACCAACUUGAGUUGCUUCAACAGGCUGCGAACAUGAUGGCAGAAUCUCGGUUUUCUCUGCUAGUCGUCGACAGUUGUACUGCCUUGUAUCGUACAGACUUCUCAGGAAGAGGCGAACUUUCCGCCCGUCAAAUGCAUCUUGCUCGGUUUAUGCGAACGUUACAACGACUCGCAGAUGAAUUCGGCAUUGCAGUGGUUAUCACAAACCAAGUGGUAGCCCAAGUGGACGGCAUCUCCUUCAAUCCUGAUCCUAAGAAACCCAUUGGUGGUAACAUUCUGGCUCAUUCCAGUACUACUCGUUUGUCACUGCGUAAAGGCAGAGGCGAACAACGUAUUUGCAAGGUUUACGAUAGUCCUUGUCUACCGGAAAGCGAAGCAAUCUUCGCUAUCAAUUCUGAUGGUAUUGGUGAUCCCAAGGAGGUCAUUUCGGCACCCAUUUAAAACAGAGCAUUGUGCUAGCACAACCUGGAAAAAAAAGGAUGUGAGCUGUAAUUAUCGUGUAUCUUUCCUCCCUUUUGUGUCCAUUUCUCAAACUCCCAAAAACAACUUCAGGAAAUUGAUCCGCAUCCCGGUUCCUGUCCUUCAGAAAACGACAUCCCCGCCCUCCUCUCGCUCCUGCAUAUCCUUCUCCGCGCACAUGAACACAAUUUUAAACUCUCAAAAGGUAAUUAGCUUCCAUAAACACCUAUUAGCCAUUCCUUCCAUAACUUGUGUGAAUAUCUAUUUCUUAACUGUAAGCAA